Molecule: messenger RNA, 3642 nt
Organism: Lobosporangium transversale
Lineage: Eukaryota; Fungi; Mortierellomycota; Mortierellomycetes; Mortierellales; Mortierellaceae
Product: DNA-dependent RNA polymerase II second largest subunit
Exons: 9
Coding region: 1-3642 (1213 amino acids)
Biological process (GO): DNA-templated transcription
Cellular component (GO): RNA polymerase II, core complex
Molecular function (GO): DNA-directed RNA polymerase activity; DNA binding; ribonucleoside binding
Source: RefSeq, a predicted model, not a curated record
AUGUACUACUUGGAUGAGGAAGAAGAGACCAUUACACAAGAGGACUGCUGGGCUGUCAUUUCUUCCUUUUUUGAGGAUAAGGGAUUGGUCCGACAGCAAUUGGAUUCAUUUGAUGAAUUUAUCCAGAAUACUAUGCAGGAACUAGUUGAUGAGAAUUCAAAUCUGAUCCUGCAAACUACUAGCCAGCACUCAGGUGCUGAAGGCGAUGUUACUAAACGAUAUGAGAUCAAUUUCGGUCAGAUUUACUUGUCUCGCCCAAGUAUGACCGAGUCGGAUGGUUCAACGCAACCCAUGUAUCCCCAUGAAGCCCGACUUCGUAGUUUGACCUAUGCCGCUCCAUUGUAUGUUGAUAUGCGCAAAACAGUAAAGGUCGCCAAUCCCCAUCAUGAAAAGAACAAGGGCAAGACAAAUCCUCAUGACAUGUUCAUGGAAGAGGAAGAUAAUGGUGAUGGAGGCGAUAUGAACAAAAUUUUCAUUGGAAUGGUCCCUAUUAUGCUCAAGUCGACCUAUUGCAUGCUGACUGGGUUGGAUGACAACGAGUUACAAAAGAUGAACGAAUGUCAAUAUGAUCAGGGUGGUUACUUUGUCAUCAACGGCUCAGAAAAGGUUUUGAUUGCUCAGGAACGCAUGGCCACAAACACUGUCUAUGUUUUCAGCAAACCUCUCGGGAACAAAUACUCAUAUACAGCAGAGAUUAGGAGUUCUGUGGAACGUGGAUCCAAGAAUGCGUCACCAUGUUUUGUGAAGCUUCUGGCACGUUCCGCUGAACGUGCAGGAACAGGGCAGACAAUUGAGGCCACUCUCCCUUAUAUUAGGGAUGGUAUUCCUGUCGUUGUUGUCUUCCGAGCUCUCGGACUUGUUGCAGAUCGUGAUGUUUUAGAACACAUCUGUUACGACCGCAACGAUUACCAGAUGUUAGAGAUGUUGAAACCCUGUAUUGAGCAGGCCUUCGUCAUUCAGGAUAAAGAAGUUGCUCUCGAUUAUAUUGGUAAACGUGGAACCACUGUGGGUGCCACUAAAGAUAAACGUACGAAGUAUGCUUCUGAGAUUCUACAGAAGGAAUUCUUACCUCAUGUCGGCACACAGUCGCACAAUCAGACCAGAAAAGCUUAUUUCUUUGGAUACAUGAUUCAUCGUUUGCUGUUGGCGGCUCUCAGCCGCCGUGACGUUGAUGAUCGUGAUCACUAUGGAAAGAAACGUAUGGAUCUUGCAGGACCCUUGUUGGGAGGACUGUUCAAGAUCCUGUUUUUGAAGCUUACUAAGGACGUUAGCAAAUACUUGCGGAAGUGUAUUGAUAGUAACAAGGACUUUGUUUUAUCAGUGGCCGUCAAGUCGAACACAAUCACGAACGGACUUAAAUACUCGCUCGCAACAGGAAACUGGGGUGAGCAGAUGAAGGCCAUGCAGUCAAGAGCUGGUGUGUCACAAGUCUUGAAUAGAUACACAUUUGCCUCAACACUCUCCCACUUGCGUCGUUGCAAUACUCCUAUUGGACGCGAUGGAAAAAUUGCAAAGCCUCGUCAGUUGCACAAUACACAUUGGGGUAUGGUCUGCCCAGCUGAAACACCUGAGGGACAGGCUUGUGGUUUGGUUAAAAAUUUGGCCUUGAUGACUACGAUCUCUGUUGGUUCACCCUCUGCACCCAUCAUUGAGUUCUUGGAAGAGUGGGGUAUGGAAAAUUUGGAGGAGUUGACAGCUAAUAACAUCUUGGAUGCAACCAAGGUCUUUGUCAACGGAGUCUGGGCAGGUGUUCAUCGUGAUCCAAGCAGUCUUGUCAGCACGUUGAAGCGACUGCGUAGAAACUUGGAUAUCAAUCCUGAGGUGUCAAUUGUCAAGGAUAUUCGUGAGAAGGAGUUGAGGAUGUACACAGAUGCGGGACGAUGCUUAAGGCCACUCUUUAUUGUUGAGGACCAGAAGCUUUUGCUGAGGAAGGAGCAUGUUGAUGAGCUCUCCCAGCCCAUGUAUAUUAACGAGGAGGGCAAGACAGUGGAACCAUGGGGAUGGAACGAUUUGUUGGCUAAUGGCCUUGUAGAAUAUGUGGAUGCUGAAGAAGAAGAGACGAUUUUGAUCUGCAUGACACCCGAAGAUCUGGCAGAGUCACGACAGAUCCACCGUGUGCAACAACCCCGAGAUGCUUCAGGAAGACUCAAAGGAGCUUCUUCAGUCUCACUACAUACAUGGACUCACUGUGAGAUUCAUCCUAGUAUGAUUUUGGGAAUUUGUGCCAGUAUUAUUCCCUUCCCUGAUCAUAAUCAGUCUCCUCGUAAUACUUACCAAUCUGCUAUGGGUAAACAAGCUAUGGGUAUCUAUGUGACAAAUUACCAAGUACGUAUGGAUACGUUAGCCAACAUUUUGUACUAUCCUCAAAAGCCAUUGGCGACGACGCGUUCAAUGGAGUAUCUACGAUUCCGUGAAUUGCCUGCAGGUCAAAAUGCAAUAGUGGCGAUUUUAUGCUAUUCAGGAUACAAUCAAGAAGAUUCGGUCAUUAUGAACCAGUCGUCCAUUGAUCGUGGAUUGUUCCGCAGUUUGUACUUCCGCACAUAUAUGGAUCAAGAGAAGAAGAUUGGUAUGACUGUGAUGGAGGAGUUUGAGAAGCCCACACGCGAGCAUGUAUUACGUUUGCGACAUGGAACGUACGAAAAGCUGGAUGACGAUGGAUUGAUUGCGCCUGGAACCAGAGUCUCUGGUGAUGACAUUAUCAUUGGAAAGACAAAGCCUAUUCCAGAGGAAUCGACUGAAUUAGGUCAGCGCACGGGAUCCCACUCCAAAUUGGAUGCAUCGACACCACUGAAAAGCACGGAGACGGGUAUUGUGGAUCAGGUGAUGUUGACGACCAAUCAUGAAGGUGUUAAAUUUGUCAAGGUCCGUGUUCGCUCGACUCGUGUGCCUCAGAUGGGUGACAAAUUUGCAUCCCGUCACGGUCAAAAAGGUACCAUUGGUAUCACUUAUCGUCAGGAGGACAUGCCUUUUACAGCAGAGGGUAUUACACCUGAUAUCAUCAUCAACCCACAUGCCAUUCCUUCACGUAUGACGAUUGGACAUUUGGUUGAAUGUCUGUUGUCGAAGGUCUCGACGUUAGAGGGAAGUGAGGGAGAUGCAACACCAUUUACGGAUGUGACUGUAGAAGCAAUUUCGGAAGCACUUCGGAAACAUAAUUACCAGCAGCGUGGAUUUGAGGUGAUGUAUAAUGGACACACAGGACGUAAGCUGACAGCACAAGUCUUUUUGGGACCCACAUAUUACCAGCGUUUGAAACACAUGGUGGAUGACAAGAUUCACUCUCGUGCACGUGGGCCUGUCCAGAUCUUGACACGUCAACCAGUCGAAGGAAGGAGUCGUGAUGGAGGUCUUCGUUUCGGAGAGAUGGAGCGUGAUUGUAUGAUCUCCCACGGAGUUGCCCAGUUUUUGAAGGAGCGUCUGUUUGAUGCGUCGGACGCAUACAGAGUGCAUGUGUGCGAUUUAUGUGGUCUAAUGGCGAUUGCAUCGCUAUCGAAGAACAGUUUUGAAUGCCGGUCCUGCAAGAACACGACCCAGAUUUCACAGAUCCAUAUCCCCUAUGCAAUGAAACUCUUGGUUCAAGAACUUAUGGCCAUGUCCAUUGCACCCCGAAUGUUUACUGUUGAUUCUGGAACAAGGCAUUAA